Messenger RNA from Cladophialophora psammophila CBS 110553, 1023 nucleotides. RefSeq lists its product as uncharacterized. The transcript has a single exon. NCBI's taxonomy places the organism in Eukaryota, Fungi, Ascomycota, Eurotiomycetes, Chaetothyriales, Herpotrichiellaceae. The record is from RefSeq and is a predicted model, not a curated record. The coding region runs from base 1 to 1023 and encodes 340 amino acids.
AUGUCGUCCUUUUUCCUUCCUGUCGCUCUUUCUUUCUUGGCCAGAUAUGUUCUUGCAACACCUGUUCCAAUUGUGACCGGCACCAAUUUGCCUUCUAAUAUCGCUCAGCUGGCAGGUGGUGGUCUGCCGAACCAACCUGGCUCUCCCCGUGUCUCUCAAUCUGGCUUGGGCAAUUUCCAGCUGGCUAACUUCCUGGAGAAUCUGGAGUCGGCUUUCUUUCAAGAGGGUUUGAUCAACUAUACACAAUGGGGCACUGGAGGACAAACGAACGGUGUGAGCAAUAUGGCCGUGGUCUCACGCAUUGCUGCUCAAGAGGAAGUCCAUGUCGCCUCCAUUGUGGGUUUGCUCCACGCAAACGGUGCCCAAGACGUCGCUCCAUGCGAAUACAAUUUCCCCACCACGGACGAGAAAAGCUUUCUGGCGUUGGGUAAUAUCAUCACCACCGUCGGCAUUGGUGCUUUGAUUGCCCUUUCAGAUGGUCUCUCUACGACUGACCCGAGUAUCGAGGCUACUGUCGCCUCGAUUAUUCCUGUGGAGUCCCGACAUGACGCCUUUUUCCGCCUCACCGCAAACGAAAUCCCCAAUCCUACCACCUUCGAGACCAAAAUCAGCGCUAUCUGGGCAUACAACUUGGCUCUCGACUUUAUUGUCGGAGGCUCAUGCACCAACCUGCCUUCUUCCAUUACUUCUCUGCCAGUCUUCCCCGAUCUGGGCAUUGUCGGCUACGGUGCCCCCUCAUUUGCAACCCCCAAUGCUCCCGGAAAAUUGAUCUUCAAGGUCGGCCAACCCACCAUGCUACCUCAAGGCUGGAACUCGGGUCCGCUCUACAUGGCGUGGGUCAACCAGAACAACGUUCCCGCAUACACCCCCGUGACGGUGGAUGGUGACGAACUGCACGCGGAUGUUCAGCCGGGAAUGUUUGGGAUUGCAUUCGCCGCGUUGACCAAUCAAAACACGGCGACGAAUGUUGACGAUCUGACCAAUUCAAUAGUAGCGGGACCAUUGCCACUUCCGUUCAGUUGA